This is a messenger RNA of Entrophospora sp. SA101, 1932 nucleotides long. Lineage: Eukaryota; Fungi; Glomeromycota; Glomeromycetes; Entrophosporales; Entrophosporaceae. The record is from the annotation of a GenBank genome assembly.
AUGAAGUCUGAAACUAUCUAUAUUAAAAAAUAUAUUAUUAUGAAAAGUAAACAAGUUUUAAGUGCUAAAAUUAAUACUCAUUUUUAUCAGCAAUUAAAAAGCCAAAUUGGUAAAGGAAAAAUCAGUGAAUUUGUGGAAAGAACCCGCACUGAAAAAUUAGCCCAAAAAGAGCAAGACAGAUUAGAAAGAAAAAUGGGAGUUUUGAACGAAAAACAAUUAAAGCAAUUAGCCAUAGGAUUACACGCUGUUUUAGAGUUAAAUUGUGGUAUGGAUAGUUCAAAAUUACAUAUAAUCAAAUUCUUGGCCUCUGCAAGAAUUAACAUAAAAGAUUUAUCAUUAAGUUUUGGACAUAAAAUUCUUUUUGAUAAUUUAAACUUUUGCUGGCAAAAUGGCGAUAAAAUUACCAUUGUUGGUGAUAAUGGUUCGGGUAAAUCAACCCUUAUUAAUUUACUGGCUGGUAAAGAUUAUGGUCAAUCUGGACAAAUUAAUACGUGCGGUAAAAUUGGAUAUCUUCCCCAAUCUUUUGAGAAUUUUAAAAAUCAGUCCACUCUCGACCACCUUAUUUAUGCUUCCCAAAGUUCACAAUUGAUAAAACUUGCGGAAAUACCUUUUAAAAAACGUUCAGACGCUUGGUUUCAAGAGUUUAAUAGUUUAGGCGGCAAUCCUCUGCUAAAAACCUUUUAUAAGUUUGGUUUUACCAAAGAGUAUUUUGAGCGAGAAUUUUUUGAACUCAGUGGCGGGGAAAAAGUUAAAGUACAUCUGAGUGGAUUAGCCCAUGCCGACACAGACAUUUUGUUGCUUGAUGAACCAACCAACCACCUUGAUAAUAAAGGAUGUGAUUGGAUUGAGAAUUUUAUUAGACGACAUCAAGGCAUAGCAAUAAUGGUGACUCAUGACCGGGCUCUUAUUAAUAACACUGGGAGUAAAAUUGCCGAAUUGUGUCCUUUUACCCAUAAACUCAUACGUUUUCGCGGAGGACAUAAAUUUUACUUAGAACAACAAAAACAAAAUCAGGAACGUUCGCAAGCAUUGUUGGAAAAACAAGAAAAAAAUAUAGCUGUCCUUAGGAAAAAACAAGAUGCUCUUGGUUAUGCCGCUUCACUACAAGUUAAAAAGAAAAUUAAGCGACUCAAAAAAGAUAUGGUUGAUGUUUCCCAAGCUCGUAAAAUACCCCACAUUGUCUUUAAUGAAAAAAUAAAAACUAAUGUCAAUCUAUCUGUAAUUAAUCUAGCAAAGCAUCCUUUAUUUGCUGGGAUAAGUUUUAAUCUUGGUUUCCAAGAUCGUCUUGUCAUCACGGGAAAAAAUGGCGCGGGCAAAACUACAUUAUUCGAGAUUAUUUGUGGUUUGCGUGAACCGGAUAAUGGUUCAAUUAGUUUAUCAAAAAAUGCCGCGGUGGGAUUUUUAGAUCAAGAGCAAAAAUAUCUCGAUCUGGAAAAAACUCCUAUUGAACUUAUCCAAGGUCGCAGUAAAAUUUUCUCGACGCAAGGUGCGAUAAUUGGCCAUUUAAAGCAGUUUGGUCUUUAUUAUGAACAUGAUUUUUUUAGUCCGUUAAAAGAUUUAAGCAUUGGUUGUCGGCGCAAAGCCCAAUUAGCACAAAUGAUUGCGGAAGGGGUAGAUGUUUUGCUGCUCGAUGAACCUACUAAUCAUUUAGAUUUAAUGAGUCUCGAACAAAUCGAAAAUCAACUUUUAUCAUUUCCUGACGCCCAAAGUCAGGGUAAUUUGACUGCAAAAUUAAUGGAAUUAAUAGAGAAAAACCGAGCCGAUGCGGAAGAAAGGGCAAGGAAGGAUAAGGAAAUUAUCGAAGCAAGGGCAAGCAAAGAAUUAGAAAAUAAAGAAGCGGGAUUACGACGAGAAAUGGAAUUACAAGAAAAACUUGCUAAAGCCGAAAAUAAAGUGUUGGAAGAUAAACAAAAGAUUAACGAGGAUAAAUGA